AAACUCUUCAGUUUGUUACAUUGAACAAAAUGCAAAGUGCAAAGAAUUUGAGGUGAAGAAUAUAGGGGUAGCCGGGGACCGUUUAAUUGAUCAGAAAACAGGACCACUGGAACUAAAGUCUACCUAUUUACAAUAAUCUGGCAAUUUGUCAAGUGAAAACGUAUUGUCUGACUGCCAUACAGACAUUUAAAGCACAAACCAGCAGAUAAACAUUGAAGAGCUCGAGGAUUUGAGUGAGUUAAUGCUCUGAACUACCAUAAGGAUCUGCCAUGCCUUUGAUGGUUGAAGGCAAACAUAUGGGGGUACCUCCCAAAUCCAUUGAUGAAUUCCUGGAACGCUACCCCCAUUAUAAGGAAACUUCUAAGAAUCUCCUGGAACAAAAAUGUCGAUCCAUUGUUCCAAUAGGACUUCUGUACGUGGGACAGAGAGAGAUGGCUGCCACCACACCAGAUGAUGAAAUGAUACAGAUGAUGGGAACAGAGGAUGCCACAACUUGUCACAUCGCUAUUCUCCGGCAUACAGGGUCAGGAGCUGUGUGUUUGUGUCACUUUGACUCCUGUGGAAUUGAGACUGGAUGUAAGAAGAUGCUGGGACUAGUGAAAGAAUUAUCAAAAGAUAAGUUACCAGGCAGGAUAGAGCUCCAUUUAGCAGGAGGGUUCAGAGAUGAUAAGGGAAUGUCAGAGGAGCUGUCAAUCAAACUUUUGACUGCAUUUAAUAAUUUACCAGAAGAAAUCCAUUUACAGACAGCCUGUAUAACAGAUAUAAAUAAUACAAAGAAGAAUGCUACUAAUUUCCCUGUUAUUUAUGGUCUAGUGAUACACCUGAACAGUGGAGAAAUCCAGAAAGCCACGUUUUUAGAUAGGGGACCAGAUCAACCAAUCAGAUCAGCUCGUCAUUUCACAGGAAGUGAAGAGAUUAUCAACAUUUAUGACCACAAAAAAGGUCUUUUGUCCAUUGGUCCAUUUAACUACAGUACUAUGGAUGAGAUUGACCUUCUGUGUCGACUUCCAGAUCAGUUCAUACGAGAGCAUCUCUCCACGUCCCCUGAACAGGAGCCAGCACACUUUGAGGAGGCAGUCAGAGCAGCAUUGGUUCAGAUUAGGGAUCACCCAGAACCCCUUAAAACAGUGUUCAAAGAUGGCCGACCUCGUCAGUACAAGCUGGAAUCCAACGGGUCCUGGACGAACAGAAACGUGUAAAAUAUUUAGAACUGAGUUCAAACGGAAAAAAUUGAAAUGUAGUUUGAACGCUUAACUGACUAGACUGUGAUACCUGAUUAUUUUUAUACAUCAAUCAAGUUAUGUAUUAGUUGUUUUUAGUACUGAUUUUCAUUUGUUAAUUUAUUGAGAAAUCACUCCUCUGUCUUGUUGUUGGGUUAGUUAGCACUGGACUGGAAACUUCGAUUUAGAUGUCGUUUUCUGGCUAAUUACUAGUUUACACUUGCCAUUUUUCUAUUGUAGAAAUCACAGGUACUUGUGGACACAGGACCCCCCCCCCCCCCCCCCAGCAAUUCAACCCCGAUGUUUGUUGGACAUUUUUUUCACAAAUUAUAUUUAUUACACUUAUUCAUCAUGUGUACCAUAGGAAAAAAUCGUGAAACCCCCAAAAUAAUCGUUCCACACAAAAAUACCCCACUAUACAUUAUAAGAGAGAAAGGUAUGCCACUCCGGUUUGUUUACGUUGUACCCCCACUGGUCUUUCUGGGUUUAAAAACAUGUAUCUAUUUUAUUUCAACCUAAAAUGUCGGUUCACACUGUCUCUACAUAUAUUUCUGUCUUAGUUCAUGCUAUCGGAUUGACUCUGCAUCUCGUAAGAAUCCCACAAUUAAUCCUUAAACAGCAUUGUAGUCAGUGCGUUGAAAAUUCCUUAGGUAAACGCAACGGAAGUGCAUGGAGAAUAUAUUACGUAUUAUGAUAAAACCCGAGAGAGAUUAUUACGUCAAAGCCAAAACUCUCUCGGACGUUAUCGUAAUAAGUGAUACAUUCUUGGUGUACUUCCGUUGCGUUUACCUAAGGAAUUUUCAACGCACUGGCUUCAAUGCUGUUUAAGGAUUAAUUGUGGGAUUCUUACGAGAUGCAGAGUCAAUCCGAUAGCAUGAGCUAAGACUGAAAUAU
Saccostrea echinata is the source of this 2114-nucleotide messenger RNA. Its product is annotated as protein N-terminal asparagine amidohydrolase-like. Gene Ontology annotation, cellular component: nucleus. Gene Ontology annotation, molecular function: protein-N-terminal asparagine amidohydrolase activity. The transcript has 12 exons. Gene Ontology annotation, biological process: ubiquitin-dependent protein catabolic process. The record is from RefSeq and is a predicted model, not a curated record. NCBI's taxonomy places the organism in Eukaryota, Metazoa, Mollusca, Bivalvia, Ostreida, Ostreidae. The coding region runs from base 270 to 1199 and encodes 309 amino acids.